GCUCCGUCCAUUGCACCACGCGCAAAGCAACGAAAAAAGUAGUCCAAGAGAGCAACUGAGUACGUAGUAACCGACGGUCUCCCAUGGCCUCCACGCUGACGAGCUUCGUGGCCGUGGCGCUCCUCAUGGCCGUCAUGCUCAGCACGUGCGGUGCUGCACGCCUCCUCGCCAACAUCCCGGCCUUGCCCGAACCGACGCUGCCGACCUUGCCCCCGGUCGUUCCCACGGUCCCUGCCCUGCCAGGCGGCGUCGUGCCGACCGUGCCAGAAGUGCCGACGGUGCCGCUGCCAACAGUACCCAGCGGUGUCGUGCCAACCAUCCCGACGGUUCCCACCGUGCCGGAGGUGCCGACGGUGCCCAACGUGCCGGAGGUGCCUGCGGUGCCGCUGCCAACAGUACCUGGCGGCGUGGUGCCGACCGUCCCGACGGUUCCCAGCGUGCCGACCAUCCCAACGGUUCCCACCGUGCCAGGUGUGCCGGCGGUGCCGCUGCCAACAGUACCCAGCGGCGUAGUGCCGACCGUCCCGACGGCGCCGUUACCGGCAGUACCCGGCGCCGUCGUGCCAGCAGUGCCAACCGUGCCAGGGGUGCCAACGUUGCCUCUCCCGACGAUGCCGUCCAUCCCCAGCUUGCCUAACUUGCCACUGCCGCCUAUGCCGUCCAUCCCCGGUGACCUGCCCAAGGUACCAGUGCCAUUACCACCAAUUCCGUCCAUCCCCGGCGACCUGCCCAAGCUGCCGGUGCCUCUGCCGCCGAUGCCGUCCCUUCCCGACCUGCCUAAGGUGCCACUGCCCCCGGUGCCGUCCAUCCCUGGCGUGCCUAAGAUACCACUGCCGUCUGUUCCAGGUGUGCCGGCCGUGCCGUAGUUCCUCCUCAGCCGACGCACUAGAGGAGUAGAGGUACGUCAUGACCGUGCAUGCACGGGUGUGGGUGGUCGUUGUUGCCCUACUCGAUUUACGAGUGUAAUAUAACUUUGACUUGAUAGCAUUUGUUUGAGCACUACAUGUACAAGUCAGUACGUGCGAGUAGAGAGAAAAAAAAGUAAAGUACUCUGUUGUGUGCGUGUGGUCUAUUUGCAAGUGAGUGUGGUGUGGAUGUAUAAUGUUUACCUGUCUAUACUUGCCCCUUUAUGUGGUGGGAGUCAUUCUUUGUAUAGGCUAGGGGUAUUGCUCCAUUUUGUACGUGUGUGCACUGUAUGUUGUUUUCUUUUCACUUGAAUCAAUAUACGCACUAUUGAUGCGGGAA
Messenger RNA from Triticum aestivum (bread wheat), 1245 nucleotides. Its product is annotated as protein PELPK1. Bases 84 to 866 code for a protein of 260 amino acids. Lineage: Eukaryota; Viridiplantae; Streptophyta; Magnoliopsida; Poales; Poaceae. The record is from RefSeq and is a predicted model, not a curated record. The transcript has a single exon.